Messenger RNA from Onychostoma macrolepis, 6761 nucleotides. It is a transcript of the gene ranbp10, whose product is annotated as RAN binding protein 10. Bases 4888 to 6420 code for a protein of 510 amino acids. NCBI's taxonomy places the organism in Eukaryota, Metazoa, Chordata, Actinopteri, Cypriniformes, Cyprinidae. Gene Ontology annotation, cellular component: cytoplasm. Gene Ontology annotation, molecular function: protein binding. The transcript has 15 exons. The record is from RefSeq and is a predicted model, not a curated record. Gene Ontology annotation, biological process: cell surface receptor signaling pathway; cytoskeleton organization.
AAAAGACAACCUGUCCACAGAAGCAAUCAGUCAAUCAGAUUCCAAACUCUCCACCAUGGCCAAGACCAGAGAGCUGUCCAACGAUGUCAGGGACAAGUUUGUAGACCUACACAAGGUUGGAAUGGGCUACAAGACCAUCGCCAGGCAGCUUGGUGAGAAGAUGACAACAGUUGGUGCAAUUAUUCGCAAAUGAAAGAAUCACAAAAUAACUGUCAACCUCCCUCGGACUGGGGCUCCAUGCAAGAUCUCACCUCGUGGAGUUUGAUCAUGAGAACGGUGAGGAAUCAGCCCAGAACUACACGGGAGGAUCUUGUCAAUGAACUCAAGGCAGCUGGAACCAUAGUCACCAAGAAAACAAUUGGUAACACACUACACCGUGAAGGACUGAAAUCCUGCAGCGCCCGCAAGGUCCCCCUGCUCAACAAAGCACAUGUACAGCCCGUCUGAAGUUUGCCAAUGAACAUCUAAAUGAUUCAGAGGAGAACUGGGUGAAAGUGUUGUGGUCAGAUGAGACCAAAAUCAAGCUCUUUGGCAUCAAUCAACUCACCGUGUUUGGAGGAGGAGGAAUGCUGCCUAUGACCCCAAGAACACCAUCACCACCGUCAAACAUGGAGGUUGAAACAUUAUGCUUUGGGGGUGUUUUUCUGCUAAGGGGACAGGACAACUGCACCGCAUCAAAGGGACGAUGGACGGGGCCAUGUGCCGUCAGGGCCAGGGCAUUGAAAAUGGGUUGUGGAUGGGUAUUCCAACAUGACAAUGACCCAAAACACACGGCCAAGGCAACAAAGGAGUGGCUCAAGAAGCAGCACAUUAAGGUCCUGGAGUGGCCAAGCCAGUCUCCAAACCUUAAUCCCAUAGAAAAUCUGUGGAGGGAGCUGAAGGUUCGAGUUGCCAAACGUCAGCCUCGAAACCUUAAUGACUUGAAGAGGAUCUGCAAAGAGGAGUGGGACAAAAUCCCACCUGAGAUGUGUGCAAACCUGGUGACCAACUACAAGAAACGUCUGACCUCUGUGAUUGCCAACAAGGGUUUUGCCACCAAGUACUAAGUCAUGUUUUGCGAAGGGGUCAAAUACUUAUUUCACUCAUUAAAAUGCAAAUAAAUUUAUAACUUCAGAAAAUUUUCUGGAUUUUUUUGUUGUUAUUCUGUCUCUCACUGUUCAAAUAAACCUGCCAUUAAAAUUAUAGACUGAUCAUUUCUUUGUCAGUGGGCAAAUGUACAAAAUCAGCAGGAAAUCAAAUAAUUUUUUCUGCCACUGUACAUCCGAGUGAAAUGGAUUUUCGAAAGCGAAAAGGAAAUAAUGUAUUGUGGGGACUUGGUUGUAUCCAUUGGUUGUUGUAGAGCCAGAUCAGUUUAAUGAGUGUGUAGUCGAUUGUAAGAAGGAGGCGGGGAUUAAGCGGACUAAAUGAUUGGAGAAGUCCAGCAUUCGUCACAGGAGAGAAGUCUGUCUGUUUCACUGGAAGGUUGAGUUGUAAUUAGGGUUGUGCAGGUUAGUGUGACAACUGCUCCACAGUGUUUUUUUAGAGCACCACUACAGUGGGGUGGCAAAACACUUAUUCGCGCAUAUUAAUAUGUACAAUUUGCACUUUUUUUUAAGUAUAUGGCAAGUACAAAGCUUUAUUUACAAAAUAAAUAAUUGAUUAGUAGCCAAAUUUUACCUUGUGACCAUGGAAACAAACAAAAUUCUGCUCUGUUUUGUUGGCUGGUCUCUCAAAUUGUUACAGAAAGCAUUGUUAGCCUAACUUUUUUUUCAUUUGCUAAAUGUCAGUUUACACAACAAAGUGAUUUGUUGACAAAUUAGACAUUACUGGUCACAUUAGGGGUGUCAAAAUAAAUCGAUCUCUGGAAUCGAUUCUGAGCUUAGUUUCUAACAGCAGAUGGCGCUCUAGGCUAGUUUUUAACCGCACACUCAAAUGCUCACAAAUAAGAGCGUUUGUGCGUUCAACUGAGUAAUUAAAUGUACUUGCACCUCGGCUUUUAUGAUGCAAGAUUCAUGUAAAAAAAAAAAAAAAACUGUAAACAUUCUUGUAAUUCACUUCAACCUUUUUAACUCUAUUAAUGAUUAUUUUAAGUUCAAGUGGUAUGUGGGUAAGGAACUGGACGCCAGAAGAGCACAGCUGUUUCUAAAGCACACAGUGCCAUCAGCUGUUAAAAACUAAAAAUCAGAAUCGAUUCAAGAGAGAAUCGCGAAGCUUUUGGAAAAUCACAGAAUCGAUCCACGAAUCAAUUUAUCGUGACAUUGUGCGCAAGAACUAUUUUAAACAAAAUAUUUUAUCUUAUGGGUUUCAGUCUUUGGGCCAGAUUUACUAAACAGCUUGCACUAGCGCAAACUGUCUUUUGGUGUUAAAAUAGUACUGUCAGGAUUAACUAAAGACACGCAGUGAAGAAUUAGCCCUGAAAAGGGAUGGACACAGUUACUUUUGCAACUUACCUUAUUGAAUAUGCAUUUGUAGGAGUUUCCCUUUCGAUUGGUAAAUUUUAGGGCUGGGAUGAUAAAUCGAUGCAGAAUCAAUUCCUGGAUUGAUUCGGAGAUUUUCCGAAUGCAUCGCGAUUCCUCUGGAAUCAAUUCUGAGCUUAGUUUUGAACAGCAGAUGGCGCUGCAUGCUGCAUCAAUUUAUUGUCCCAGCCCUAGUAAAUUUAUGGGAGGAGAACAUUUAAAUGAAUCACGCAAUGCAGUUUACUAACCUUUGCGCUUGUCAAAUUACUGGUAUUUACGCCAUUAUUUAACACCCCCAAAAAAAGCAUGUCUUAAAGUCGGCAUGAAAUCAAAAUGGACUAUAUUUACUUUACUAUCGCACAUUGCUUGGUGUUAACAAUUAAUCCGUGCAAGUUAAUCCGCUGAGAAAAAUUGUUUGUUUUGGUAAUCUUUAAUCAAAAUCUGAACAUUUGCUUCCGCUCUGGAAUGGCGUUCCUUUUUUGAUGACGUCAAUUUGACUGCUUGGGCAGAAUAUCCUUAAAUACACCCCUCAGACCGUUAGGUUUCUAUGAGUGAGAGACAGAGAGGAGGAGUGCUAAAAUAAAAACCUGCCCUCUAUUCAAUAUUCCGUUUCUGCUGGAAAUACGUCACUACACUGAAAUGAAGUCGGCAGCAACUUCCGGUUCACCCGGACUUUAAAGCAGGUGCUAAUUUGUGCUGCUCUUGGUAGAUUGCAUUGGUCAUUAUGGAGAUGAGAUGUUGCGUCUGUGUUCUUAAAUGUGCACCUUGUCAGUAAAUUACCCGCAGAAUUUUCCCCUCCCAUCGGCACUUUUUUGGAAUUGCGCUCUCACACUAAUUUGCCCUGUUGUCUCUCGACUAGUGGUCAACCAAUAUGUGUUUUUCAGGGCCGAUACAGAUUAUUACAGAUCAAGUAGACCAAUAACCGAAAUUUUGAACCAAUACAUAUGUCUGGUGUAAAAAUGAAAAACUAUUUCAAAAUUAAGAAUAACAAAGGCCAUGACAAAAACUUUCUUUAAAUGCAUUUAAAUUGAAAAUGGCCGAUAUGGAUAACCAUAAAAAUGCUUAAUAUCGGUACCGAUAAUCGAUCAACCCCUACGCUCAACACAUACAAAAUUAUAACAGUUUGUGCUUGUUAGACAAGGUAAGUCAUGUCAAGUUAAUAUGUACGGUAUGUAAAUCAAACAUAUUUUUUUGGGGAAACGCAAUUAAACUUAACUUAGAUACUAAAUUUAUAUUGCUUUCCAUGUAGAGGGAUAAGGGCUGUAUUGUUUCUAUUUUAAUGCACUUUUAAAGUUUAUCAUUAUAGAAAAUCUCGUUAAAUCACUGUUUGUACAUUGUGAAUACAUUGAAUGUAUAUAGGAUGCUGGAGGGGCGUGAAAUAUGAUCUGGAUAUUUUUUGACAGUCAGUCACUGACAAAAUCGUUCUAUAUUAUGUUUGUUUCUUGUUUUGAAUUCAAAAUACCUAUGUGAUUUUUCUUAACCAGUUUAAAAACAUUUACCUGAAAUAAGAACACUGUUUAAAGCACUUGAGUGACCUUACAUGUCGUUGGGUUAUUAAGUAUAAUGAGUAUAAGAUUGUGCAUGUAAACGCUCACAGAUUUUUAUGAGAUUCACUCUUAUCAAGACUGAAAAUGAGUUGGUUAUGUGUCCUAAAGGGAUUAUUCUCUCUCCCUUUACAAAAUGAGAAAAAUGAGGCAUGUAAAUAAAACAGUGCCAAUACAGAACAUACCAUAAUGAAAUGAUGUCCUACACUGGAUUAGAGCAGCGCUGUAAGAUGCAGCAGACCUAUGAUUAUGCACUGCAGAGGAGGACUUUGUAUGAAAGCCAUUUGUGUAUUGUGCAUUAAACAUGUUUGGCAGAGAAAUAGAGGGAGGGACAGACAGACAAGCAACUAAAGAAGGAGAGAAUCACCCAGGGUCCACUUGCUGUUCUGUGCUCCUAGAAUGGUGUGGUCAUGGCAUGAUGUAUAAAUAGAUUGAGUGUGUGAGCAAGGGGCGGAGAGGAGCGUGCACACGUAUGUGCAUUUAUAGAUUGUGUGUGUGUGUGUUGAGAGACUUGGGGAUUUGCACAUACAGGGUCGUCUGCCUUUACUCUGGUUGUAUGAGCCGUGGAUAUAAAUAGAUUUUGUGUGUGUUCCUGAUUAUGAAUGCUUGUCUGGGUUUGGCAGACAAACCUAUUGUGACUUCCUAGCAGAACUUGGAAAGCUAAAAAUAAGUGAUUAAUAUUAUUACAGUAAUCAGAGAUGAUGAUAUUGAAGAAUACAUUUGCUUGGUAUGCCUUUUUUUGUUUUUUUAAAAACACAUACACUGUGACCGGGUCCUGCAGUUAAACUUCAGGCCACGGAAAAAACCACAAAGAUGCAGCGUCUGUACGGGCCACCCACCCUAUCCCUGCCGCUUGUGGCAUCUACUACUUUGAGGUGAAGAUCGUAAGCAAAGGAAGGGAUGGGUACAUGGGAAUUGGACUGUCUGCCCAGGGGGUCAACAUGAACAGACUGCCUGGUUGGGACAAGCACUCCUAUGGUUACCAUGGUGACGACGGACACUCCUUUUGCUCCUCAGGGACUGGCCAACCGUAUGGCCCAACUUUCACAACGGGCGACGUCAUUGGCUGCUGCGUGAACCUCAUCAAUAAUACAUGCUUUUACACCAAGAACGGGCACAGUUUAGGUGUGGCUUUCACAGAUCUCCCACCUAACCUGUACCCCACAGUAGGGCUACAGACUCCAGGAGAGAUAGUAGAUGCUAAUUUUGGCCAACAGCCUUUUGUGUUUGACAUUGAGGACUACAUGAGCGAAUGGAGGGCCAAGAUCCACAGCAUGAUCGCCCGCUUCCCCAUCGGAGAAAGACUGGGAGACUGGCAGGCGGUUCUGCAGAAUAUGGUGUCCAGCUACCUAGUGCAUCAUGGGUAUUGUGCCACAGCAAUGGCCUUUGCCAGAGCCACAGAGACCAUGAUCCAAGAGGACCAAACCUCAAUAAAAAACAGACAGAGAAUACAGAAGCUUGUAUUGGCAGGACGUGUUGGAGAAGCCAUUGACGCAACACAGCAGUUGUACCCCGGACUCCUAGAACACAACCCCAAUUUACUCUUCAUGUUGAAGUGUCGGCAGUUUGUGGAGAUGGUGAAUGGUACAGAUAGUGAGGUACGGUGCUUUAGUGUCCGCUCUCCUAAAUCACAGGACAGCUAUCCCGGCUCCCCCAACCUGAGCCCGCGGCACGGAGCCACCAACGCUCACUUGCACAACACAGGAGCAGACAGUCCCACAUGCAGUAACGGGGUCACCCCUACUAACAAAAAUAAGAGCCACAACAAAUACACAGGCGUAAGCUCCGCCUCCUCCUCUCCAUCCUCCUCUCCUUCCUCCGUCAAUUACUCAGAGUCCAACUCUACCGACUCCACCAAGUCCCAGCCCCACAGUGCCACCAGCAACCAGGAGACUAGGUCUGUGUUGUUGUUUGGUGAUAGUGAGAUGGAAAUUGAGGCAGAACAUUACAGCAACGGCGUGACAGAAAGCUCAACCCGCAUUAUGAAUGGCACAUACAAACACCAGGAAAUCCUGCAGGCGGAUGACAACAGUGUUGGCAAUGGAGUAGCAGAUGACAGCUGCAGCUCAAGACAGCUGUGUGGAGGAAACCAGGCGGCCACGGAGAGGAUGAUCCAGUUCGGCAGAGAGCUUCAGGCCCUCAGCGAGCAGCUCUGCCGCCAAUAUGGCAAGAACGCCACUCACAAAAAGAUGCUGCAGGAUGCAUUCAGUCUGCUGGCGUACUCAGACCCCUGGACCUGCCCCGUGGGCCAGCAGUUGGACCCCAUGCAAAGAGAGGCGAUCUGCUCCGCUCUCAACAGUGCUAUUCUGGAGUCUCAGAAUCUGCCCAAACAGCCUCCACUCAUGCUGGCUCUGGGUCAGGCCACCGAGUGCGUGCAGCUGAUGGCCAGGGUUCGCUCUGGUUCCUGCUCCUUCGCCAGAGUCGACAACUUUUUGCACUAGCACCAGUCCAGACAAGAGCACCAAGGCAGUGUUCGGGACAGCUAAAAGGAGGACUUUCCAGUUGGUUGCCAUGAGGAGAACACGCGUUUGAAUUGGUGUGUCGCUUGCCGUUUGCCAGAAGCAGCCGAGCAGAAUGAAUAGAAACAUGAGAAGAGAGGCUUCUUUUUAAUUUAGUAUUAUCAAAUACAAAUUGUGUGACACUAUUUAAAGAUAAUUAAUUAUUCUGUUUAUCUAGUCAUUUUUAUUUUAGUUUAUAUUUUGUCCGUUUGUUGUGCUCAUCUUGAAACAAAUCAACUUCCCAAAUUAUUUUUUUUUUUCAUGGGUGAAUUCAGUGCAUAGUA